Molecule: messenger RNA, 1611 nt
Organism: Brassicogethes aeneus
Lineage: Eukaryota; Metazoa; Arthropoda; Insecta; Coleoptera; Nitidulidae
Source: the annotation of a GenBank genome assembly
AUGGGGGGAAGGAUUGAAAAGAAAACCCUAACGAAAGAAUUAACCCAAUUAUUCAUAAGCAUGAAUCUAAAUAUGAACAUGGAGCCUCUGGCCGAAGUUGACGGUUUCGAACCUCAGACUCGUGCGCGUUCAAACACGUGGCCUCUACCGCGACCGGAAAAUUAUGUUGAGCCAACUGAUGAGACGGGCAACAAGUGUUCUGGGUUGCCGGCACCAUUGUCCUCCUCUGGAGUACCUACAAAAAAGAACUCUAGCCGACGAAACGCAUGGGGAAAUUUAAGUUACGCCGAUCUUAUUACACAAGCGAUUACAACUUCUCCGGACAAACGAUUGACACUUUCGCAGAUCUAUGAAUGGAUGGUCCAAAACGUUCCCUACUUUAAGGAUAAAGGUGACAGCAACAGCUCGGCAGGUUGGAAGAUUGCCAUGGCGAAAAAAAAAUCAAUAAAUGCUGCUGAUGAGAAGCGGAGAGAACAAGUGAGACUUAAUAUGAAACGAAUGAGAGAACGGAUAAAAGGAGAUGCUGCUAAACAUGAAGAAUAUAAAAGGAAAGAACGGGAGCGAUAUAAUCAAAGAAAAGAAAGUGGAAAAAUUAAAUCUAUCUCGGACAUGAGUGAGACGCAAAAAGAUUUUGCCGAUGAACUUUGUAAAUCCAUGUGCUGUAAUAAUGAACUUAAAGAAGAAUGCUUAUCUAGAAUAUGUGAAAAUUGUAAAAAUAUUGAAUUAGAUGUAAAUGAGUAUGACUCCAACUUACAAAUAACGUACAAAUCUUGGUAUGUCAAAAAAGAAAAAGUUAUCAUAAAAAAUAAAGAAAAAAAUUGCCAAAAAACAAAUAAAGAUAAAAUUACAACGUGCGGCGAACUGGUAGCUAGUCUAAAACAAAAUAUACCUAAAUAUAUGCUACACUUCAGAAACAUAAUUCAUCAGUAUAAUUUUUUUAACAAAAUUAAAACUGACUUGACAAACGACACUGUAAUAAUUCAUAUGGAUUUUUCAGAAAAUUACCAGUGCAAAUAUUCUCAGGAGGUACAAUCUGCUCAUUUUGGCGGCUCUAAACCACAAGUAUCAUUACAUACUGUGGUAAUUUACUACCUAUGUCCAGAAUCAAACUCUGUCCGUCCUAUAAGUUGUUGCUCGAUAUCUGAUAACUUAAGACAUGAUUCUAUUGCGAUAUAUGCACAUUUGCAACCUAUAUUUACUAAAGUGCGUCAGUUGGUUCCACAUGUGAAAAUUGUACACUUUCAAAGUGAUGGUCCUUCAACACAGUACAGAAACAAGAAAAUGUUUAACAUUCUGGCGAAUCAUAUUUCCAAGGACCUCAAAGCUGAAAAAGUAUACUGGCAUUUUAGCGAAUCUGGUCACGGAAAAGGAGCUCCAGACGGUAUAGGGGCAGCAGUGAAGCAACUGGCAGACGCAUUAGUCGCUAGGGGAUCAGAUAUUCCGAACUUUGAGUCUCUGGUUGAUAUUCUAGCGGUACACAAGAAAAAAAUACAGAUUUAUCCGGCCACUGCCAAAAAUAUAUCUGAUUUUGACAACAUAGUACCAGAUACUAUAAGACCUUUCAAAGAAACGUUUGGUGCGGUACCUUUGGCGAACGGCAUUAAAUGGUGA